Messenger RNA from Penaeus vannamei (Pacific white shrimp), 2039 nucleotides. RefSeq names its product protein trapped in endoderm-1. Gene Ontology annotation, biological process: G protein-coupled receptor signaling pathway. Gene Ontology annotation, molecular function: G protein-coupled receptor activity. Gene Ontology annotation, cellular component: membrane. NCBI's taxonomy places the organism in Eukaryota, Metazoa, Arthropoda, Malacostraca, Decapoda, Penaeidae. The record is from RefSeq and is a predicted model, not a curated record.
AAAAAAAUAUAUAUUCACAACUUCUUUUUUUUUCCAGACCUUGCCGUUCUAACGCCAAACUUCCUUCUCACACGACUUCACUUUGCUGCUCCUGAUCUCUUCGCCGCCGACGCCCACACCGCCAUGGACUACACCUCGGGCAUGGGCGGCAUGGGGGGGAUGGACCCCGAGAUGGACAUCUUCACCUCCACCAAGCUGAACGUGGCCACCGAGGACGACUCGACCUCCCAGACCGACGAGGAACUGAACGCCCUCUUGGCCAACCUCACGACGCCGCUGCCCACGCUGGCCGCCGACGGGUCUCUGGCCGCCGACGGACCCAACUACCCGAAGAACAUGCUCGGGUUCACGGCGGCGUGCGCGUUCAUCAUCGCGGUGAUCGGCACGUUCGGCAACCUACUGACUAUCAUUGCGCUGCCCAUGAGCAAGAAACUACGUACCACAGCCACCGCAUUUGUGGUGAACCUCGCCGUUGUAGAGCUCCUGUUCUGCGUGUUCAUUCUACCCAUGUCCGGUGCUCAGUACCUUUUCCUUCAGCACACCGGAGACUCGCUCCUAAGUGACAGAGAUUGUAUUUUCUUCGCUGUGACGCGGUACACACUCACCCAGGUGGAACUGCAGACGAUACUGGCCAUCGCUCUUACCAGAGCCCUCGCUGUCUCGCUGCCUCGUCUCUACGCCAUCAUCAACCGGCCUGCGAUCAUGGGAUGCUACAUCACUGGCAUCUGGAUCUACUCCUUUCUGCUCAAGAUGCCAACCGCAUUUAAGCUUCUGGGUCACUACACCUUCAACAGCGACACCAUGGAAUGUGACAUGAGCAACAAGAACAGGAAGUCACGUUUCAUCAUGAUCAUUAUCGAGGCCGUUGUACCUGUUCUCACCAUCAUCAUCUUGUACAUCUUCGUCUUCGUUAUGGUCAUCAGGAGAGCUCUGAUGAGGAAAAAAAAGUUCAGCACCGUGUUGCCACCUCCUCCGCAGGUCAAGCUGAGCACCGCCCGCGUCAACCGUGCCUCCAGCAGGGGGAAGGUGCCGCCGGCUGCCUCCUCCACCACCUCCACCUCCUCCACCUCCGCCACGAACCAGCGCAAGGGAUCGAACUCCAGCUUCAAGAGCCUGAAGAAGAUGGUGUCCGAGUCGAAUCUCAGAGCUCGUUUCGUCCGUGCAGCCAGGCACUUGAACGGCAGGCGCACGCACCAGUCGUCCACGGUGAGCCAGCGCCUCAACACCAGCCGGCGGGACAUGCGCGUCGCCCGCACCAUCUUCAUCAUCUUCGUGCUGGUGCUGGUGUGCAGCGUCCCCGUCAUGAUGGUGCACACCUUCGACCCGCUGGUGAGUCACCCCGUGAGGUUCCUCUUCCUGCACAUCCUGUACUGGAUCCAGUACUGCCUCAACCUGGUGGUGUACGUGCUCAUGAACCGCCAGUACCGCGACGCGUACGUGGAGUGCCUGGCGAGGGUGUUCCCGCGCCUCAAGCAGCACCACGGCCGCAGGUUCUUCUGGGAGAAGGCCAGCAUCUCGUCCAAGCCGCCGCACCCCAACACUUCGACGCGGCCGCGCUUCGACUCGGCCGGCAACCCCGGGGACUCCAUCGUCUCGUGCGACGGCGACCCGCCCUCGGCCGCAGGGGGCGGGGCCGGGGCCAUCGCCCCCCAGGGCAGGCUCUCGGCCAUCCCGGAAGGCCACAGCAGCUCGGCCGCCAACGACAGCGUCUUCUCGGACCCGCACAAGAAGGACUCCAAGGACGAGGAGGCCGGCAGGAAGGAGGCCGAGGCGAGCAGCGGCGAGAGCGAGGGCGAGGAGGAGCGCGCCCUCAUGGACAGGGAGCUCUGGCUCAGCAAGAACGGCUCCACCGCCGACCGGCUGCCCGAGAGCGAGUGCAAGGUGUAACGGGGCGGAGGCGACUCCAGUCACUUACUCGCGGGGACUUGCAGGAGGAAUUUCGUCGCCUUGGAGACAUGGCAUCGUCGGCGGAGGAUGAUGUUCCCUUUUUUUACAAUAUGUCAACCACCAGACGGAAUGAUUAUAGUGGUGUUACUAGU